This is a messenger RNA of Talaromyces rugulosus, 1383 nucleotides long. RefSeq lists its product as uncharacterized. NCBI's taxonomy places the organism in Eukaryota, Fungi, Ascomycota, Eurotiomycetes, Eurotiales, Trichocomaceae. The coding region runs from base 1 to 1383 and encodes 460 amino acids. The record is from RefSeq and is a predicted model, not a curated record. The transcript is spliced from 6 exons.
AUGCAGUCUAUCAAGCCAACUGGUACUCAGGCAUCACUGGACUUAUCCGUAUACCCCAAGUUGUCUGACGAACAAACUGGCCACCUUCGCUACUUCCAUAAUCUGUGCUCGGCCGCUGAUGGGAACUGGCCUCACAUGGGGGCACAGGAACCCGGCCAAGAAUUCCUCGAUGCCAACCGCUACCAGCUGGCAACCAUGGCAUACGCAACCGGGCUCACGCAUUACCACCGCCUUCCAGUUUUGCGCGGGCUCUUCAAGCCCCUUAUUCGUGGUCUGAUUCUCAAGAUGCUGCAGCGCGAACCGUGGGCCGACCUCAUUGUGCGUGAGAAUAUCAUGUACAGUGGGCAUUUGUUGUUGAUGACCAGUCUGUAUGUCAUGCUCUUUGACGACGACGAGUUUGAGCGCCCCGGCAGUUUGACGUUUAAUUGGGAUCCGAUAUUCUGGGGGAUGGGGCCUGAGUCUUUUAGUUACGACAAUCGAAGCCUUCAGAAAGCCAUUCUUGCGGAAAUGAGGCGGAAUGAUUGGGUUGGUGCUUGCUGUGAACCGAAUCUGGUCUUCAUUGUUUGCAAUCAGUUUCCGAUCAUCACUAUGCAUUACAAUGAUGUGCGAGAUGGAACCGAUGUAGUCAGUGGUGUUCUACAGAAAUACAGUGCUGCCCUGGAGAAGAAAAACAUGAUUUCGCGCGAUUUAUUCCAGGAUUGGGUGAGCGUUAAGCAGGGACGCACGGCACCUCCGAAGAGUGUUGGGCUAACUGCAUGGUCCGCUGCGUUUAUGAAUACCUGGAACUCAGAAGUUGUCCGCGCUGGUUUCACCAAGCAAUCCGUGGGCUUCAUUACCAAGAUUGACGGCCGAAAACUUUCGUCCGGGAAGGCGCUGCGAAAUGCCCGCGAAGUCGCAAAAUGGCUUUCGGAACUUGGUAAAAAGGAAGAGCUCGAGGAAUUGCUGACAAACGAUCAGGCCACGGACAGUCAAGGAUGCUGGACUCACAUGGAUCCAUUUUCUGGAAAUGCGGCCGUCGUUUACGCCAGACUGAACGUUGACGAUGGUCAAAAGAAGAUGUGGGGGCAGCCUUGGACGAAAGAAUAUCUGCAAACCCAGCCGUGGGUAGACGGACUGGAGUUCAACCAGGGGUUGGAUUGUUUGAGAGGGGUGUGGGAUGAACAGGCCAAAGCAAUGAUUAUCACGGUUCGAGAGUGGGCUAGCAGAGCCACUUAUGUAGGCUCCGCAGUCCAUGGUCUUCCUUCUGGAACGUGGACAGUGUACCUAAAAAAAGAUACAACACUAAAUUACGAAGUGCCCACCGGGGAAAAAGGUGUUGCCAUGGCGAUGGAAACAAUGGAGGCUGGAGAGGAGGUUGACUUUGUUAUCAUGAGAGAUGUGUGA